Messenger RNA from Halteromyces radiatus, 1846 nucleotides. Its product is annotated as nucleoporin complex subunit 54-domain-containing protein. Gene Ontology annotation, biological process: nuclear pore organization; NLS-bearing protein import into nucleus; protein localization to nuclear inner membrane. The coding region runs from base 80 to 1642 and encodes 520 amino acids. The record is from RefSeq and is a predicted model, not a curated record. Lineage: Eukaryota; Fungi; Mucoromycota; Mucoromycetes; Mucorales; Cunninghamellaceae. The transcript is spliced from 10 exons. Gene Ontology annotation, molecular function: structural constituent of nuclear pore. Gene Ontology annotation, cellular component: nuclear pore; nuclear pore central transport channel.
UUUUUUUUGGGCCAGAUAAAGAAAAAGUGUAGGCGCGUAUUUUAUCUUUUCCUUCUUUCUUGUUUUCUUAACUGUAUCAAUGAGUUCUUUUACAUUUGGGGCUCCUGCCUCACAAGCUACUACUAGUUUCGGUGCACCAGUUACAAAUCAUUCAGCAGCAGGAACUUUGUUUGGAACGACAUCUACAGGUUUUGGAUCAACAAAUACCACAACAGCAACUCCUUCAGCUGCCGGUUCACUCUUUGGUAAUCCACCCGCCACUAGUACCUCAGGCUCCUUAUUCGGUUCUACGCCUACACCAGCAUCUUCUUCAGGUACCUUUGGAUUUGGAGCCAGUAGUACAGCGCCUACCUCAUCAACAGCACCAGGAUCAAGUUUUGGAUUUGGAAAUACUCAGCAACCUGCUACAACAUCUACACCUGGCUUUGGUGGAUUCGGUAAACAACCUCCUGCAACAUCAACAACUGGUUUUGGUGGAUUUGGUACGUCUUCAGCAGCUACGACUAGUUCUGCACCAGCAACAACUGGCUUUGGUGGAUUUGGUAUGUCUUCAGCAACUACGACCAGUUCUGCACCAGCAACAACAUCAUUUGGUGGAUUCGGAAGUAAUCAACAACAACCUCAAACUAGUGGAUUUUCUGGAAUAGGUUUUGGUCAACAACAACAGCAAAAGCCUGCAACAACAGGUGGGUUCGGUGGAUUUGGUGGAUUUAGUGGAUUUGGAAGUAAUCAACAAGCACAAGCAUCAUCUGGAGGACUCGGUCUAAAUACAGGCGGUGGUUUGUUUGGACAACAAAAAGGAACCACUGGUUUUGGUCAAACAUCAACAGCAAAUGCCUUUGGACAACCACAGCAACAACCUCAACCUCAACAACCACAAUAUAAUGUAUGGCAACAAUUAGCUCUCAUUAAAGCCAGUUGGGAUCCGACCUCACCAUUAUGUCAGUUUAGACAUUAUUUUUACAACAUGGUACCACCAAAUGAAGUACAUCUAUAUGUCCGUCCUCCUAAUCAAGAUGAACAACUAUGGAACGAAGCUCAACAAAAGAAUCCUGAUUUAUCAUGUAUGGUGCCUGUACUUGCUGUUGGAUUUGAAGACGUUUUGAAGCGAAUGGAUAUUCAAGAUCGACAAUCGGAGCUACACAAAGAAAAAUUAGAGGAAGUUAGCCAACGAUUAGAAACAGUGCGAAGGAAAUAUGAACUUGGUAGUCGAGCUCGCCUAGAAGAACACAAAAGACGUCAUGCUGAUCUAACUCAACGAUUAAUACGAUUACUUCGACUGGUACAAGUUUUACGUUAUAAAGGAUUUCCUCUUAGUAAUGAAGAAGAAUUAUCUCAAAAACAAUUUGAAGAACUGUCUACGCAAACCAAUAAUCCAGAACAAUUGUAUACCAAGAUGGUCGAAUUAUGGUCACAACUACAAGCUAUCAAGAAAUCAAGAUCUACAUCUGGUGAUGGCCAUUGGGAGGCAUUGAAUCAAAAUGAUACCACAAGAAUUGCGAAGGUUCUUGGUGAUGAACAACAAGGAUUGAGUCAUGUUAUUGACAUACUGAAGAAGGAUUUGGAAGAUGUAAAGGCCUUGGAAGCAAACAUCAAAUUAGAAGCCAAGAAUAAGGAAAAUAAACAACCGUUACCCGUGUAGUUUGAUUCUUUAUUAUUAUUAUUAUUAUUAUUCUGUUUUAUUUUAUACUUGCACAUAUACAUCUUCCUCUCUCCUUUUCUUUACUCCUUCUACUAUAACACAUACAUACACAUACAUAAAAACACACAGACACUUACAUACUCUCUUUUUCUUCUGGUAUCCUCCUGUUUUUUUUUUUGUUAUUCUUCUUCUGCUUCACACAAU